Molecule: messenger RNA, 201 nt
Organism: Colletotrichum gloeosporioides
Lineage: Eukaryota; Fungi; Ascomycota; Sordariomycetes; Glomerellales; Glomerellaceae
Exons: 1
Coding region: 1-201 (66 amino acids)
Source: RefSeq, a predicted model, not a curated record
AUGUACUUCUCCAAGCAGAUCCUUACUGUGCUUACCGCCCUCCUGUUCGCCAGCGCCGGUGUUCAGGCCGGUUGCACGACAGAAAGCCCCGGAACUCAGGGCUUCAACGGCGGCAAGUGCAACUCCAACAAGGUUUACUGCGGCUACGCGCCCUCUGGUGGCUACGGCAUCACUUGCUGCGACACCAACGCCUGCAAAUAG